GUCAACAGUUAAUUAGAGAGACAGAGAGGAACUCAGAGGAAGAAUUGAAAACAAAAUCGUAACUUCUGGAGUUCUAAUCAAGUUUGAUAACUAACAAAGCCUCAUAAUCAUCGACCAAACCAUCUAAAUCAAUUUUCAUUAGAUCAAAUCUUCCAAUCUUUGAGCCUAGAAAUCCAGAAACUAAUCACAGAAAAUGGGGUUCUUCCCCUUCGCCGUUGCAGGCGCUGGAUUCAUUUUCAUCGGCGCAUGGGAAGCUUUCACGUUUUUAUCCUCAAGCCCAAACCAUAUCUCACUUCCAUCUUCACCUCUUACCUCGAUUCAGACCACCUCACCAUCUUCCAAAUCAAAUACCCCGAAAAGCCCAUCUUUUUCUUCCUCCUCCUUAUCAUUCAUCUCCAUCUCCAUAUUCUCCUUCCUGUUUGUUCUAAACUCCCUGUUUUCUUUAUUUGAUGCGGUUGACUCACGCGACCGAGUUGGCUCGGCCCUCCAAUUACAAGUUUUAGCAAUUGCUUCUCUCUUCUUGCUCUACGGAAUCAUGGGUCUUCUGGUAAAUUUCUCGAAUUCGUUUCCCUUGCCUUCUUCGUCCUAUUCGCUCGUCAGCUUAAUUGGUCUUUUCGCUUUCGUCGAAGAGUUUCUAUUGUUUUACCUCCAAGGGAAAGACCCAAGUGGAAUUGAGAAUCGUUACUUUGAUCUUUUGUUAGUGCCCAUAACCGUAUGUGUAUUUUCCACAGUUCUUGAUCUGAAAUCACCCAAAUCGAAUUUUCCCAAAUUUGCUCGUGGGGUUGGGUUAAUCUUACAGGGAAUGUGGUUUUUGCAAAUGGGUUUUUCGUUUUACACCAAUUUAAUCACACACGGGUGCUCAUUGCACGAAAAGAGCAGAGGAAACUACACCAUUAAGUGUAAGGGGCACCCUGAGUAUCACAGGGCUCGAGCUAUUGCAACACUUCAAUUUAAUUGUCACCUUGCUCUGGUAGUGCUCAUAGUUUCGAUGUUAUACUCAAUUGUGGCUCGGAGAAAUAGUAGUGGUGAUUUUUUGCAGUAUAAGCCGCUCGUGGCUGAAAUGGCGACAUUCGAGAAUCAGAGCCAGUUCACUUUGGUCUCUGAUGAUUUUCUUGAAGAAGACAUCGAAGAAGAGGAAAAUGUGACCAAGCAGAAGGCAGCUGGUGUUGUGGAAUUUGGUGUGAAUGGUCAUGCAUCACAUCAGUGAGUAUUCAGAUUCAAAAUUUAUUCAACAACAUUAUUACAUUUUGAUACUGCUAAUUUGUUUCUCCUUUUCAGUUUUGUAUAAAUGAAUUGGGAUUUGGGACCUUUAAUCUAUGCACAACUUGAGUCAUACUUUAGUUUAUUGUACUUAAAAAGUUUUGAACUCCACCCUCGUAAUGAAUACUAAUUUAGUAUUGGCUAUUGUGAUUCGUUGGGCUAAAUAUAGUUAGAAAUGAGCUAAUUUGGAUGUA
Humulus lupulus (European hop) is the source of this 1454-nucleotide messenger RNA. RefSeq lists its product as uncharacterized. The coding region runs from base 194 to 1207 and encodes 337 amino acids. Lineage: Eukaryota; Viridiplantae; Streptophyta; Magnoliopsida; Rosales; Cannabaceae. The record is from RefSeq and is a predicted model, not a curated record. The transcript has a single exon.